AGAAGAGCGCAUAUAACAGCUGAUUGCGGCGAAAACCUAGCUUCGUCUGCAGCCGACACGAGAGUGCCUCGUGCUGUGCUCACGUGUGUGUUUGUGUGUGUGUGCAGUGCAUUUGACACUUCGGUUCACGUUUCUGACAGCUGCAGUUACCGUUGCAAUUGCUGUAUUUAUUUUCGCACUUCCGAGGAAACAAUAAAAAAGUGUGUUUGUUUUUUUCUUCACAAUUUUGAUGUUGCUGGCCAUGCGAAAACGUAAAAAAUCGAGUCUCUUUCAUUUCCUAAUGCACAAAUCCGUUUGGCUCAAGCCAAAUGCAUUUAAGUGAGAGUGAGCGAGCGCGAGAGAGUGAGAAAACUGAGAGCGGAAAUUGAGACUGUCACGAACUUGCCGCAUUAGCACACAACCAACAACAACAACUACAACUACAACAACAACAACAAGAGAAACAACGCUCCUCAGAGAAACAGAUUUGUAUAAAUUGCACCGGAAGUGCGACUCAGCCGUCAGGAAAACCGACACCAAGUUCGAGAGUCAGUCCCAAUUCCAGUUGCAGUCCCCAUCUCAAUUCCAAUUCCACAUCGACCUGGAGUGAAAUUUCAAUGGGCAAUGCACACAGCCAGAACCGCGGCGGCGGCGGCGGCGUCGCUGCUCUUGAAAAGUCAGCAGCAGCGUCGGGCAGCCUGCUGCGACUGGCCGCCGUUGGGACACACAAUUCGCAACCUGGUGGGGGCAUGCCCCAACCAGCAGCGGAGGAGCAGCGACGCAGCAGUCGGGCGCGAGUUUUCAGCCGUAUGGCUAGCCAGAAGCGAAUCCGGGACGCAUUCCUGCAGGCAACAGUCGCUAGCACGCCCGUGUCGCCCACUUCGUUGGCGGCGUCGCCAAUUCACGAGUGGAGCGCAGCGGAAGUGGAGACUGGACAAUUGAAUGCCAGCGUGGAACAAAUGGAUUUUCAUCUCAAUAAUAAGGAUCUGUUGGAGUUGCAACGACGUUGUCGUGCCGAUAAAAUCGCCUGCCUCAGUUUGAGUCGCAUCACGUACCUGAGCAUUGCCAAUGAACGACUGGCGGAGGGGCAGGAGCGGGGGGCAGAGCAACAGCAGCAGCAGCAACAACAACAGCAGCAGCAGCAGCAGUUGUUGAUAAUAACGCCGGAGAGUUCGCCGGACGAGCGAAUGGCGCUGCAGCUGGGCAAGAAACUGGCUCAGGUGCUGGGCACUACAGCCACCACGCCCACCAUUGAAACGCCUACAGCAGCAGCAGCCUCAGCCACAACAACAACAACCGGUGGCGCCUCCGUUGCGGUUGCAACGCCCCGCGUCGACUCUCCGCUGGGCAAUGGCGAAAUGUUUAACAUAUCCAAGGCCAAAAAGGUCGAACUUCAAAAUCUGUCAUCGCGUUUCAGUGCUGCCGUCAAUCCCCCAGCCACGCCCACAACAAGCGCGACGGAGGCGUCACCAGCAGCAGCAGCAGCAGCAGCAGCAGCAGCAACAACUACAACAACAGGGACGCCAACAUCGUCAUCCGCAUUGUCGUCCGCGCUGGAAACGCAAUCAACUGUUAUAAUUUCGUUUAAAUCAUCUCAAACACCUGUGCUGUCUCAAAGGCCAGCAGCGACAGACAAUGCUGCCACUGCUACUGCCACUGCUGCUGCCACUGCUAGUGCGGGUGGCGAGGAGCUGUUGCAGCUGGCAGAGGAAAUGGAUGGCGAGGCGCCACCGCUGCCGCCACCGCCCGGCUACGGAACGCCAACAAAUCCGCUGCUGUCUAGCAAUGUGCUCAAAAAGGUGGCCAGCUUCUCGGUCGAGAGAUCGUCGGUGGGCAACAGCAGCAGCAAUAACAACAACAGCAGCAGCAAUUGCUGUGCGCUCGCUGCUCAGUCGCCCGUUGUGGCGCCGCCUAGCGACGAGAAGGAGUCAACAUUGACGGCAACGCAACUGGAACAGCAGCAGCAGCAAAAUUACGCUGGGUCGCGACGCGGCUCAUCUUUUGUGCCGGAAAAGUUAAGCUUCGCUGCCUAUGAAAAGUUCGAAGGUCAAAUGCUGAUCAAAUGGCUAAUCUCAACGCUGCAGCAGAGCAGCUCACCGGGCAUCGUUGGACAGGAAUCUUUAAAUGCAAUGGCUCUGCAGUUUUGUCAUAAUCUCAAAUAUGUCGGCGUACUCAAGCAGAUCUCCAACGAGCAGCAGCAGCAUCAGCAGCAGCAGUUGGAAUCGACAUCCGGCUUUAGUCCCUAUGAGAUGUACCAGUGGACGCACACGGAGCAGCCAACCACAUCGCUGCCCCUCACACCCGGCAAACUGGAUAAGGUUGCCGCCUGGCCAUUCUCCAGCACACCAGCGGCGGCUGCAGCAGCGGCAGCUGCCUCACAGAAACCCUUGGAAGGCGCCGGCUCCACGCUGACCGACAGCCAGAAGACACUGCAACACAUACUGCGCAAGCGUCUGCUCAAUUGUGCCACUCUGGCCGAAGUCCAUGCUGUUGUCAAUGAGCUGCUGAGCAGCGUGGAUGAGCCACCGAGGCGUCCCUCGAAGCGCUGCAUCAAUUUCACGGAGCUCCUCAACGCCAGCGAGGCAACCAUUUACGAGUACAAUAAACCGCAGGAGAGCAAAUGCUUUGCGGAUGCCGCCAGUCAAACCAAUGACGAACUGUGUCUCGGCUCCUGCAAGUGUGCCGCUGCCCAAGAGCAACAAAAUGGUGCAACUGCUGCUCCAGCAAUUGCAGCAGCAGCAGCACCACCGCCGCCGCCACCACCUCCCCCACCGCCACCGCCUGUGCCCGGCCAAGCAGCCGCCGGUGCGCCACCGCCACCGCCACCACCACCACCUGGUAUUGGUGGACCACCCCCGCCGCCGCCACCAGCACCGCCUGCCCUUCCCAAUGCUGGCAAUAUGCCACCGCCGCCACCCCCGCUGAGCACCUCCAAGUCGGGCACAGCGAUCUCGCCCGCACCACUGCCAGAUCCCGCUGAGGGCAACUGGUUCCUUCGCACAAGCGUACAACGUAAGAGUGCCGUUAAUCCGCCAAAGCCGAUGCGUCCGCUUUAUUGGACACGGAUUGUGACGUGUGCGCCGCCCGUGCCGCGUCCACCUUCGGUGGCCAACUCAACGGAUAGCACAGAUAAUAACACCAGCUCGCCGGAAGAGCUGCCCACAGCUGCUGUUCCCUCAACGUCGCCAGUUCCUGCCGCCGCAGCGGUACCCGCACCAGCUCCACCCACUAAAGAGAUGUGGACUGAGAUUGAUGAGACGCCACUGGACAAUAUCGAUGAAUUUACCGAGCUCUUCUCGCGCCAGGCAAUCGCACCAGUUAGCAAGCCAAAGGAGCUCAAACUGAAACGUGAGAAAUCCAUCAAGGUGCUGGAUCCGAAACGUUCGAGGAAUGUGGGCAUCUUCUCCAGAAGUCUGCAUAUGCCGUCCAGUGAGAUUGAGCAUGCGAUUUACAAUGUGGACACCUCAGUGAUUAGCCUCGAAACGCUGCAGCAGAUUAGUCAUAUGCGUGCAACGGAUGAAGAGUUGCAGCGUAUCAAGGAGGCGGAUGGCGGUGAUAUUCCACUCGAUCAUCCGGAGCAAUUUCUGCGCGACAUCUCCCUCAUCUCCAUGGCCAGUGAGCGCAUCUCGUGCAUAGUCUUCCAAGCCGAAUUCGAGGAAUCUGUGACGCUACUCCUGCGCAAGCUGGAGAUUGUUUCCCAGCUCUCGCAGCAGCUGAUGGAGAGCGAGGAUCUGAAGCUUGUCUUCUCCAUCAUACUGACGCUGGGCAAUUACAUGAACGGUGGCAAUCGACAGCGUGGUCAGGCAGAUGGCUUCAAUCUCGAUAUACUUGGCAAACUGAAGGAUGUCAAGUCGAAGGAGUCGCACACAACACUGCUCCACUUCAUUGUGCGCACCUACAUAGCACAACGACGCAAGGAGCGAACGCUGCAGGAGAUGACGCUGCCCAUUCCCGAACCCUCGGAUGUAGAACGUGCCGCCCAGCUGGACUUUGACGAGGUGCAGCAACAGAUCAAGGAACUCAACAAGAAGCUCAUGGCUUGUAAGCAGACUACGGCCCUGGUGCUGAGUGCAUCCAGUAAUAAUACCGAACCCUUCAAGUCGAAAAUGGAAGAGUUUACGGCGAGUGCUGAGAAAUCGGUUGCCAAAUUGAAUCAGCUUAUCGAUGAGUGCCGUGAUCUCUUCCUGGAAACUAUGCGCUUCUAUCACUUCUCGCCCAAGGGCUGUACUCUGACAUUGGCUCAGUGUAUGCCCGAUCAGUUCUUUGGUUAUUGGACUAAUUUCACCAACGAUUUUAAGGACAUUUGGAAGAAGGAACUAACAAACCUGAGAAAUGAAAUCAUCAAGAAACCGAAACAGGUGCCUGUGGAAAAUCGUCGCGAUAUCUCCGUUAAAGAGCGGAUUUCAUGCAAAGCACGCGUGCGACGCAGCAAAAACUAGUUGUUAGUUCAAAAUUAGCAGUACUUUUAUGUAAGCUUAAUAAUAAUAAUAAUAAUAAAAGGAGAAAAACGCCUCGCACACCAUGCGAAAUUACUCAAAA
Molecule: messenger RNA, 4518 nt
Organism: Drosophila grimshawi
Lineage: Eukaryota; Metazoa; Arthropoda; Insecta; Diptera; Drosophilidae
Gene: capu
Product: protein cappuccino
Exons: 9
Coding region: 597-4418 (1273 amino acids)
Biological process (GO): actin filament network formation; actin nucleation; cortical actin cytoskeleton organization
Cellular component (GO): cytoskeleton; actin filament; cytoplasm
Molecular function (GO): actin filament binding; microtubule binding
Source: RefSeq, a predicted model, not a curated record